Messenger RNA from Papaver somniferum (opium poppy), 477 nucleotides. RefSeq lists its product as uncharacterized. Gene Ontology annotation, molecular function: catalytic activity. The coding region runs from base 1 to 477 and encodes 158 amino acids. The transcript has a single exon. The record is from RefSeq and is a predicted model, not a curated record. Lineage: Eukaryota; Viridiplantae; Streptophyta; Magnoliopsida; Ranunculales; Papaveraceae.
AUGAUACAUGCAGCUGUCCAAAGUGAUCCUAGCCUACCAGAAUGGUUGUUAUCUUGUAUGUAUGGGUACUGUAACUAUGCAAAGAAGAAAGCACAGUGGGAUUUCAUCAAAGACAUUGGUCUUAAUAUUUCUCAACCAUGGGUUUUUAUGGGAGAUCUUAAUAUUCAUCUACUUGAUAAUACUUCUUCUGUUUCUUCUUCAAGUGAUAGUAUGGUUCAUUCUAUUCUUCAAGAGAUUGGAUUAGAAGACUUGGGUUUUCUUGGAAAGGGGCAUACUUGGUCUAGCAACAAUACUGGUACAGGGGAAAAAAGAUCCAGAAUAGAUAUGUCUUUAGUCAAUGUUGAAUGGAAUUCAGUUUUUAAUGAUUCCAAGUUAUUACAUCUUAGUCAACUUGGCAGUGAUCAUUGUCCAAUCAUGCUAGUCACUGAUUAUUCCCAACCUAAGCUGUGGAAGCCUUUCAAAUUAUUUCUCUCUUAG